GCAGUUGGUUUCGUCUGUUGCCGAUGUGUGUCGGUGUUCUUCCUGAAAAGACACUCGCAUUGAAGCCGCUGAUGUCGCCGCAGAGAGGUCGCUAGGUUAAGAUCUUCUCAGUCUGCUCUCGCUUGUCCGUGAACCAUCCGCUCUCAGAUUAAACCCAGGGUUCUUCGCUUCAGAACUUCGUCCUUUUAGAUGCCGCUCAGCCUUCUCAAAUGGCUUGCUGUCUGAAGGACGAGCUCCUCUGUUCCAUCUGCCUCAGCAUCUACCAGGACCCCGUCAGCUUCGGCUGCGAGCAUUACUUCUGCAGGAAGUGCAUCACCGAGCACUGGAGCAGGCAGGAGCCGCACGGGACGCGGGACUGCCCCGAGUGCCGCCGGACCUUCGCCGAUCCGCUGCUGUCUCCAAGCCUCAAGCUGUCCAACAUUGUGGAGCGCUACUCGGCCUUCCCGCUCGACGCCAUCCUGAACGCGCAGAGGAGCUCCUACCCCUGCAAGGACCACGAGAAGGUCAAGCUCUUCUGCCUGACGGACAAAAGCCUGGUGUGCUUCUUCUGUGACGAGCCGGCGCUUCACGAGCAGCACCAGGUGACCACCAUCGACGAGGCGUACGAGGAGAUUCAGAGGGAGAUGAAGGAGCAGCUGGCUUCGCUGCAGGACAGCGAGAAGGGACACUCGGAGGCCCUCCAUCUCCUGCGGAGACAGCUCACGGAGACCAAGUCUUCAGCCAAGAGUCUCCGUGCAACCAUCGGCGAUGCGUUCGAGCGGCUUCACCGCUUCCUCCGAGAGCGCCAGAAGAGCAUGCUGGAGGAGCUGGAGAUGGACACGGCCCGCAAGCUGGCCGACAUCGAGCAGAAGAUCCAGUGCUACAGCCAGCAGCUGCGCGACGUCAAGGAGGGCAUCCAAAUCCUGCAGGAGCGCCUCAGCGAGACGGGCCGCCACGACUUCCUGGAGGGCGUGGCCAUCACAUCCGAGAGGGUUAAAGGGAAGAUACACGAGACCAAUCUGACUUAUGAGGACUUCCCAACGUCCAAGUACAUGGGGCCCCUGCAGUACACAAUCUGGAAAUCGCUCUUCCAAGACAUUUCACCAGUGCCAGGAGCUCUGACCCUUGACCCCAUCACAGCCCACCAAAGACUGAUCCUGUCAGAUGACUCCACCAUCGUGGCCUACGGGAAUCUCCACCCGCAGCCUCUGCAGGACUCGCCGCGGCGCUUCGACGUGGAGGUCUCCGUCCUGGGCGCCGAGGGCUUCGUGUCGGGCGUCCACUACUGGGAGGUGAUGGUGUCGGAGAAGACGCAGUGGAUGAUCGGCGUGGCCAACGAGACGGUGAGCCGCAAGGGCAGCAUCCAGAUCCAGCCCAGCCGCGGCUUCUACUGCAUCGUGAUGCACGACGGCAACCAGUACAGCGCCUGCACCGAGCCCUGGACGCGCCUCAACGUCAAGAGCAAGCUGGAGAAGGUGGGGGUGUUCCUGGACUACCCGAAAGGCCUGCUCAUCUUCUACAACGCAGACGACAUGUCCUGGCUCUACACGUAUCGGGAGAAAUUCACCUCCAAGGUCUUCCCUUAUUUCAGCCCCGGCCAGAGCCACGCCAACGGCAAGAACGUGCAGCCGCUGCGCAUCAACACCGUGCGGCUUUAAGGGGAAACGCCGGCUGGUUGCAGAUGACCAAACAGAUGAUUGAAUCUUAGGUGACAGAAAUGUUUAAAAAUGUAUAUCGGGGGUGUUAAAGUGUUUUCUUCAGUUCUGUCAAGAAUCAUGCUUUGCGAAAUGUUUAUUUUUUAAGGACCUUAAAGUUGUCAUUUGCACUUGGACCUCAUUGAGCAUCCUGUUAGGAACAAAGAUGACACCAAGUGGAGAAACGUCGGCGGUUCUCCUGGGCUUUGACAGACGGAGACAAAGAACGUUCCUCUUAGAGUCGCUGUCUGAGGCCCACCUCACACUCCCAGGCGACUCGCUCUCACUAUAAACUCACGCCUGUCAGGCUCCAUGUCGCCUGUUUGUUUCCAAACAAGUGCACCAGUGAAGAACAGCCACUUGUCUCCUGCUACACUGCUGGCUUCCUGUGCUAGCUGUGAUUGACAGUAUGCCUGUUUGGUUUUUUUUCUCCGUUUUUCAGACGGUGACUCACUCGUGUCAAGUGUGCUCGUAUCUUGGGGUUGUUGCUCUUUUGAUUUUUGUAAGUUAAUUUGUGGAUUUUGGCUUCAGAAGAGCCUUAAAUAAGAGAGUGUCAUUUUUGUUUUGGACUAUUAUGUUUCUUCCUGCAGUCGCUGUCUGUGUAGUCCGUCAUUGUGAAGAAAACCUGUGUGUGUUCUGUUUUAUUUCUAAACACUUAAGAGUAGAAGAGAACUACUUGCAGUGUCUUGCAAAAGUAUUCACACUUAUAUUUUGUCCCAUUACAAACAGAAUUUAAAGGUAUUUCAUGUGACUGAUCAAAACAAAGUGAGCUUGAUGUGAAGUGAAGAAGGAUACAUGGUCUCUGAAAAGUGUGGCAUGCAUUUGUAGUCAACCCCUUUUCUUUGCAAAACAGGUCAUGCUCAGACUGGAUGGAGAACUGGAUGAAGUUUUAACAUAGAUUGUCCA
Molecule: messenger RNA, 2579 nt
Organism: Poecilia latipinna (sailfin molly)
Lineage: Eukaryota; Metazoa; Chordata; Actinopteri; Cyprinodontiformes; Poeciliidae
Gene: trim62.1
Product: tripartite motif containing 62, tandem duplicate 1
Exons: 6
Coding region: 210-1637 (475 amino acids)
Molecular function (GO): protein binding; zinc ion binding
Source: RefSeq, a predicted model, not a curated record